This is a messenger RNA of Frankliniella occidentalis (western flower thrips), 1739 nucleotides long. RefSeq lists its product as uncharacterized. NCBI's taxonomy places the organism in Eukaryota, Metazoa, Arthropoda, Insecta, Thysanoptera, Thripidae. The transcript has 2 exons. The record is from RefSeq and is a predicted model, not a curated record. Bases 49 to 1596 code for a protein of 515 amino acids. Gene Ontology annotation, molecular function: protein binding.
AGUCACUGUGCGAGAGAGAAGGGUUAGCUCGUGCGCGGUCCGGUGCGCAUGCUCAGCGGCAAGCGGCGCAGUCAGAGAGCAGAAGCAACAAGCAGCUGCUCUCCGUACCGCAUUUUAUCGCAUCGUUUCUUCGACCUGAAGCCGAAGUUUGACCUUGACCUCCCUCAUAAAGUCCAGCUCGGCGCUUCCUGGUUUCCCAACACAGCGAUGGAGCGGCUUUCGGACGACGUGGUGCUGCUCGUGUUGCAGUACGUGGGCGUGGACGACCUCUUCACGUGCCGUCUCGUGUGCAAGCGACUCGGUGUCUUGGCCCUGCACCCCGGCGUUUGGCGGUACCAACAUUCCCACAGCUGGAGGCCCGAACGUCGCGAGAAUGUGUGUCGGUUGCUGCGCCUAGCGCCGCGGCUGGCCUGGCUGUCUGUCGACUUUUCGCCGAAGCAGGACGUCCCCUCAGCGCUGUACGCCACGACCCGGUGCGCGGUGCGUGAGCUCAUGACCCACGUCGACGUCGACGGCGGCGUGCAAGCUGCACUCUUCCUGCGCAACCAGGAGGCCCUCGGUCAGCUGAGGGUCGUCACCCUCUGGCUCACGGAUGACCGCGGACCCAACGACGCCGUGCUACUCGCGACGGUGGCGUCGUCGUCCAUCUUGGAGAAGCUGACUAUCCGGUCCGGUUGGGACCAUAGGGACAGCAGCGGACUUGCCGCGGCCAUCCGGCACACUCCCAUAGCCCAGCCGUCCCUCAAGUACUUAAAUUGCCGUCUCAACUCAAACUCGCAGCCCUUCGUCGACCUGGUGCUGGCCGGGCACGCCACUACCCUCGAGGUGGUCUACCUCGGAGAAACCACAACAUCGACGGGAUCUCUUCCCGAAUGUAUGCCCAACCUCAGGGAGCUCACCUGCUCGCUGCUCCCCGGCAUGGAGACCCUAGCGCCGUCGCUGACGAAGGUGACGCUGCAGGUGACGCCUGACAUGCGACCAGGAGUCCUCGGGGCCACGGAGAUGUUGCGGCGCGCCUCCAAGCUCCCUCAGCUCACCCUGAAUUACCGCCCCGCGGCCCGCACCUCGGCUCACGUCGGGGUCGAUCUGGUUGAGGCCCUCGCGUGGUCUGGACGGUCCGCCGUGGAGGUGCUGGAGAUCGACAACGAUUGGUUCACGGAGUUGGUCGGGGUGGAUAGCGACGACGUGGGGAUAGAGUUCCUCCCUCAGCUGCAGCCGCUGCUCAGGACGCUGCCUUCUCUACCGGCCUUGAGGCACCUCGAGCUGAGUGUGUAUGUCUCUCCGGACGAGCUGCUGCUGGCCAUCACGCCGGAGACUCUGCCGGCUUUGCGUGACCUCAGGCUGAUUCCGAUGAGGUUGCUGCCCGCUCGCUGCGCCCACGACUGGCGCCACAAGGACUCGGUCCAGACCCUGCUGUCGGUCAACCCUGCGCUCAAGUUUAACGUGAUGACGAGACCGUACUGCCUAAAGGGCCAGCGCCAGUUCUGUGGGGCCUGCGCGCAAGGCUGCCACAAGACGCUGUGGAAAUGGGACUGGGAAGUGGAGAUUAACGAAAAGCGCAAAUUAAGUUAUUUUGACUGGGUCCAUAUUUCAUGAACUACUAAAAGUAUGGGACUCAGUUCUUGUCUCCCCCCACCCCCCCAGUUUUUCUUAGUGUUUUCUAGAUAAUUGUUUUGUUUGUGUGAUUCGUUGUUAAAGGGAAAUUUUUCUGAAAAUAUAAUUAAAUUACCACAGAAACC